AUAACAGGAAUGUUGCACAACAUGUUUUUAACUUAAGUUAAAAAGAUGUGUCAUUCAGUAAUUAAUUACAAAUUGUAAUUGUUAGGGAAUUACUGCGGUAUAAGAAGAAUAAAACACGUUGGGAGAUACUGUUAUUGGAAAAUAAUCAACUUGGGGCGAUAAAGUAACUCAGCUUUGCGUCAGACCACAUCGCACCAUCCUGUCAUUGAUUGUUUUCCUGUAACAACACACGACAUGUCAGAUGGGGAUGGUGUGCUGUCCAGCAGCAGCUUUCUGUCCAGCGAUGGGGGUAAUUUGAGCUCACUUUGCCCGAAUGGCUCGGAAUGGAUUUGGUACGAACUCGGAGAGUGCACUCAGGACGUCCGGGACAUGAUCAGCGUGGUCCUGGGUCUGCUGUCCAUCGCCUGCUUCAUUGUGUCCUCUUUCCCGCAGUACUACAGCUCAUGUAAGACGGGGAAUAUGGACAGCGCUUUAUCCAUUUGGUUCCUGCUGUUGUGGCUUGGAGGUGACUCGUGUAAUCUCGCAGGCUCUUUUUUAGCUGACCAGCUUCCUCUUCAGAAAUACACCGCAGUGUACUACGUCCUGGCCGACCUUUUAAUGUUAAGCAUGUAUACCUACUAUAAGAUGAAGCACAAGCUGGCUGGAAAUGGCAACAGAACAGUGCUGUAUGCAGUCGGAGUGCUGUGUGAACUCGGGGUGUUUUCUUCUCUGCUGCAGUUCCCCGUCUCCCCUGUACACACACGUACCUCAUCGAGUUUCAGGGGCCGAACGCUGCUGGCUGUGGAUCAGCCGAACGCUGAGUUAAAUUUAAUACAGCCUUUCAGCACUAGGGAGAUCAUCGGCUUCACGUUCGGAUCGAUCUCCUCGCUGCUUUAUCUCAGCUCCAGGCUGCCACAGAUUUACACAAAUUUUCGGAGGAAGUCAACAAAGGGCGUGUCAGUCUUUCUGUUCGCGCUGGUGAUUCUGGGUAACGUCACGUACGGACUGAGCGUGUUGGUGAAGAACCCGGAGCGAGGACAGAGUGAGACCAGCUACAUCGUCCACCACCUGCCCUGGCUCAUCGGAAGUCUGGGAACACUUUUACUCGACCUGGUGAUAUUGGUGCAGUUUAUGAUGUACAGUAAAGCUUCACAGAAUAGAGGGGACACAGAGGAGACUACUGCUCUUCUGAAUGCCUGAGUCUUCGUCCUCACGGGUGUGCUCAGACCUCGAGACCUUCAGGAUGCUCGACUCUCAUUCCCCUCACGUCACGUCUGAGCACAAACGACUGUCAAAAGCACUUUUCUUUUCUUUUUAUUCCAUUUUUUUUGUCCCCAUUUAUUUUGUAUCAAUAGUAGUUUUAUAUUCAAUUCUUUUUGGAUGAUGUUCCAAGCGCUGCAAUGUCUUCGUCAAGAGAAGACGCACAAGUCACACGGGCACUGAUGAAGUGUUAAAGAUCACGGAUCUGUUUACAGGGUUUUGUUUUUAGGAAUAAACCGUCUGAAUUUGCUGUCAAUGGUUUUUAAAUCAUGUGAUGGCUAUGAUGCUGGCUGUCUUUGGGGUUUUUUGGUCAGUUGUUAUUAUGGGGAUUUACAACCUUAAAAUAAUGUUUAUUUUUUAAAAUUAGUUUGAUCUAGUUAAAAGUCAUUUUACUUAUUUUAAAGGCUGCAUUAAAGAUCUCGCAUUCUGGGAGUACUUUAUUUUAUUUGUUUGAUUAAAGGAAUACUCUGCCCACACAUUAAAAAAAUAACCCUAAUCUCUACCUACCACAGGCAUUAAUUUAAAUCCCUGUACUGACAAAAGAAAGGGAGACAUGACAACUUGUAAUGAAAGUCUAAGGGCAGUUGUUGGGGCAGAUGUUACAUUUUGCACUGAUGAAUCAGUCAGUGGUAUUUAUAUCUAAAUCUGUUUAGUUCUUCCAUUCUGAGAUUUUUCAGAGGGAAAUAUUUGUGUUCAUGCAAUAAGCGAUAACGGCGUUAUCAUGGGAAUCUAAUAACAUAUCGACGGCACAGAUCUUUGGAAAAAAGCACACAAAUUGAGUUCAUUUUUACAGCGUUGGAAAGUUGGAUGAACACAAAUCAUUUUCACUGUAAUGAUCUCUCAUUUCAGUCUCAUCUCAGGACCAUGACCUUUUAAGGACCUUUAAGAGAUGACUUCCCUUAGACUUCUGUAAGUUGUUGUUCACCAGGUUAACUUUUCUCAAUCCAGUGAAACAAAAAUGUGUCGAAAUUAUCUGGAAUAAUCACACAUACUAUAUAUGUGGUAAACAGAGCUCGGGUUUAAAAAAAAAAAAAAAAAAAGGAAAAAAAAUGGUAGAAUAUUCCUUUAAUCAAAGUUAAGUCCUUGUAAUAGCUUCACUUUCAUCAGGGUGACCUUACACAUAUAGGAAAAAACCUCUCAUUGUGUCCUUCACAUAGGUGUAAAUUCAUCACUGGGGCCUCAUGGGUGCUGUACCAUGAGUGUCACAACUGAAAAAAGUGCUCCUUAUUUGCGGAAGUCUUUUUUACUCGGCAUGAUUCCUGUCACGGUUGCAUGUUGUUCCUGGAAAAGGCACUCGUGUCGUUUCCCCUCAUUAGCCGAGUCGCUGUCAUUAGUCUCGUGUGAGUUAGGGGAACUGGGUUGGAAUGUAUGACCUUAAAAAUGUCCCCCCCCUGCCCUCUGUGAGAGCCCACCCAGGCAGGAAGAGGGUCAGAACACUGUGUGUGUGUGGGUGUGUGUGUGUAGUGACAGUGAGGGAGUGCGAGCAUGAUUGUGUCGCUGUGAUUGUGAAACUCCAGGAUGGAGCGAGAAAGGCAGCAGGGCUCCACGAGACCGCAGGAAGUGUGCAAAGAUAGUGAUGGCUCAUCCAUCAGAAGCCUGAACUGGGGCUGUUUAUAAAUACUAAGCCACUGGGAAUGUUCUAAUGAGAGCCUCAAAUCAGGCACUAAAGCCUUCACUUUCACUCUUUUAAACUAAAUCCAUGCAUUUUCACUGGUGCAAAUGUGCUAUUAGAUGUUCUCACGUUCUCUACAUGUACACAUGUUGACCAGAGUGAGAUGGGUGCUAAGUUAAAUACUUAAAUCCAUUAAAUCUUAAGGUAAAGAGAAGCAAAGUUUAUUAAUUAAAAAAUGUUUAUAAUCCUGUUUGAUAUUGUUUAUGACGAAUAAUAUUUGUAUCAGUGUAUCAUUGUUAUACAGAUCAUGUUAAACAUCAAUUAAACAUUUCAUAAUAAAAAAUAAAUAAACCA
Molecule: messenger RNA, 3205 nt
Organism: Ictalurus furcatus (blue catfish)
Lineage: Eukaryota; Metazoa; Chordata; Actinopteri; Siluriformes; Ictaluridae
Gene: slc66a1
Product: solute carrier family 66 member 1
Exons: 8
Coding region: 235-1179 (314 amino acids)
Source: RefSeq, a predicted model, not a curated record